Agrilus planipennis (emerald ash borer) is the source of this 503-nucleotide messenger RNA. Its product is annotated as squamous cell carcinoma antigen recognized by T-cells 3. NCBI's taxonomy places the organism in Eukaryota, Metazoa, Arthropoda, Insecta, Coleoptera, Buprestidae. The transcript has 3 exons. Gene Ontology annotation, biological process: RNA processing. Gene Ontology annotation, molecular function: protein binding. The record is from RefSeq and is a predicted model, not a curated record. The coding region runs from base 91 to 468 and encodes 125 amino acids.
AUAAACUUCUCUUGUCUAUGAUACAUACACACUAACCUAAAAAAUAUAUUUCACUGUGCAAAAUCUUGAUAAUCUAAAUAAUUUUCAAAAAUGGAUAAAAUGGAAACCAGUGAUUCUUCUAGUUCCGAAAGUGAUGAAAACGAAAACGAACUGGAAGGUCGAGCUGAAGAACUUGAAAGACAACUUGCAGACAACAAAUAUUUAUACGAUGUACAUGUAGAAUUAGUGAAUUUAUAUCGUCAAAUAGGAGAUUUAAAAUCUAUGCGUGCUGCUUAUGAGAGAUUUUAUGAAUUGUUUCCUUUAACACCAGAACUUUGGUUAACAUGGUUAAAAAUAGAAAUGGAACUUGCUAUUAGUCCUGAAGAUAAAAAGAAUGUGCUUGGUCUAUUUGAGAAAGCAGUUGAAGAUUAUUUCAAUCAAUUUGUGGUUGGAAUAUGCUCAAUUUUCCAUGGGGGUAUUGGAAUCUGAUGAAGUAAGGAUAAUCAUAAAUAAAGGAUUGUCAG